UGUCGGUCUCCUACUUAAACGUAUUUCCUAUUUCUCCCUCUCAAAGGUCAAAUCGGACUAUCCCCAAUCUUUAUUCUUCAAUUUUGACCUAAUCCAAUCCUCUGAUCCAACACAAAGCUUUGCUCUCUUCUUCAGUGAAUUUUCGAUUCGACGCCAUGAAACUCUCCUUCUCUCUCCCUUCCAAAUCAAAAACCUCCCAGAAAGCGGCCAUCCCCAACCCCUCCGCCGCCCAAGAAGACCAAAACCACAAAGAAUUCGUCACAGAAUUCGACCCUUCCAAAACCCUAGCCGAUUCCAAACCCUCCUUUGUUAUACCUCCCAAACAGAACGAAUGGCGUCCCUACAAGAAAAUGAAGAAUCUCGAUCUCCCUUUCCAAUCCGAUGCUUCUCGUGAUCUCAAAUUCGAGCUCGAUUCCUCAUCUAUUAAUCCCGACUCGGAGUCCGGAAUCUCAUACGGUCUCAAUCUCCGUAACAACUCUACCAAGGGCGAGGCUGAUAUCAUUGAGGUAGCCACUGCGUCUGCUGCUCCAGUCGAGACGGUUCUUCUCCAGAGUUUUAAAGAGGAUAUAGAGAGGCUGCCCGAUGAUCGAGGGUUUGAGGAGUUCGAGGAUAUGCCUGUUGAGGGUUUCGGUAAGGCUUUGCUUGCUGGUUACGGGUGGGUUGAAGGGAGAGGAAUUGGGAAAAACGCAAAAGAAGAUGUCAAAGUUAAGCAAUACGAACGGAGGACCGACAAAGAGGGGUUAGGGUUUAGUUAUAAGGAAUUUAAAUCUAAAGAUAGGAUACACGGUUCGAAGAAUGUCAAAGAGAAUCUCGACAAAGAAGAAAGAGUGAAGGAGGAUGGAGAUGGCUUUUUUGUGGGUAAAGAUGUUAGAGUUAUCGAAGGAAGAGAGAUGGGUUCCAAAGGUAAUAUGGAGAAGUUGGGUGGCAAUUGGGUUGUUUUAAAAUUGAAGAACAGGGAUGAUGAAGUUAAAUUUCGUAUAUCUGAGAUAGCUGAUUUGGGUUCCAGGGAAGAAGAGAAGUGUUUGAGGAAACUGAAGGAGUUGAAGAUUAGGGAAGAAAAAUUGUCAAAACAUAAGGGCGGCGAAAGGAAGUCUAGCAAACGGAGUAUAGAGAGUGAAAAAAGGAGUGAAACGCAAGUUAAUGUUGAGAGAACUAGGAGUAAUGGUGAUAGAAGGGUUUCUUGGCUUAGAAGUCACAUUAGGGUUCGGAUUAUUAGUAAAAGUUUGGCCGGGGGAAGGCUGUAUUUGAAGAAAGGGCAGGUGGUGGAUGUUGUUGGGCCAUACAUGUGUGAUAUAUCAAUGGAUGAGAAUAAGGAGUUGAUUCAAGGGGUUGAGCAGGAACUGCUUGAGACUGCAUUGCCAAGGCGUGGUGGUCCAGUUCUUGUAUUGUACGGUAGGCAUAAAGGUGUAUAUGGAGAUUUGGUAGAGAGGGAUUUAGAUAGAGAAAUGGGUGUUGUUAGAGAUGCUGACAGUCGGAAGUUGCUAAAUGUGAAACUUGAACAGAUUGCUGAGUAUAUGGGUGAUCCGAGCUAUCUUGGGUACUGAAUAUGGCAUUUGCCUUCUCGCCACAAAUUAAUCCAUUCCAAGCCAAAUGAUACGAUCGAAAGGUAUUUUCUGCUAAAGUGUGCCCUUUUCUGAUAAAUCUAUGUUUACCAUUGAUUGGUAUGAAAAGCACCAAAUUAUCUACUUUUUGGGUCAAAAUAUAACCAUUCUUGCUGUAUUUUGAUUCAUGUUUGAGGUAUAAGCUUCUCCAUUAUUAUUCAACUGCAGUUUAAAAGAUUUCAAUU
This is a messenger RNA of Hibiscus syriacus, 1786 nucleotides long. Its product is annotated as protein MOS2-like. NCBI's taxonomy places the organism in Eukaryota, Viridiplantae, Streptophyta, Magnoliopsida, Malvales, Malvaceae. Gene Ontology annotation, biological process: mRNA splicing, via spliceosome. The record is from RefSeq and is a predicted model, not a curated record. Gene Ontology annotation, cellular component: spliceosomal complex. Gene Ontology annotation, molecular function: nucleic acid binding.